AGUCCUCUGUCUCUCUCAGCCAGUCUGUGGGACUAUAGCGACCACGACGGGAACGUUUAACUCAUCGCACCUUGUCCUGACUCACGUCUGAAGGGCGUGUCCUAAACUCUAUUCUUUUUUAUUCUCCCCAAUAUGUCCUAUCCAGCCAGGAAGAAGGACAAAAAGAAAGGGGGGCCUUAACGAGACGAACAAUGUUUAUCAGCAAAGCAGAAGGAGUCAUGGAGGGUCUGCCUUACGUCUCCUACUUCUUCGACGAAGAGUUCUUCGAAAAAUUGUUGAAGGACCUCCAGUCCAUGGUGACGCCCCCCCAGUCCCCCUCCAAGAAGACGGGCGGCGAUGACGACCAGCUGGACUACGUCUCAAAAGUCCUGCCGGACGACCACAGCAUGCAGCUCGACUGGAACUGCAGCGUCUACCGCGCUGACGGGGCGUCCGCCGCCAAGCCGCCGUCCCCCCUGGCGAGGAGCGGCGAGGACAAGCCGGCGUCCACCGUGCCGUCGGACAUCGACGUCGAGGGGCUGGACGACCAGAACCUGACGGCGACGCAUGAUUCCAGCGAGACCAUGUCGGCCAGUGGCGGCCAGCUGUCCCAGUACUUGUCCAGCGACUCAGACCAAGAGAUUGACGUUGUGACGCUGGGACAUUGCUCUUCACUCUCGGCCUGCCAGAUGAAGCAGCAGGAGGAGGAGGAGGAGGAGCAGCAGCAGCAGAGGAAGAAGAAGAAGGAGCAGCAACAGAGGGAAAAGGAGCAGCAGCAGAGGAAGAAGAAGGAGCAGCAGAGGAAGAAGAAGAAGAAGGAGCAGCAGAGGAGGAAGAAGGAGCAGCAGCAGAGGGAAAAGGAGCAGCAGCAGAGGAAGAAGAAGAAGAAGAAGGAGCAGCAGAGGAAGAAGAAGAAGGAGCAGCAGAGGGAAAAGGAGCAGCAGCAGAGGGAGGAGCAGCAGCAGAGGGAAAAGGAGCAGCAGCAGAGGGAGGAGCAGAGUGCUUUCCAGCUGUUAGUGAUCCAGCAGCAGCACAACUACGCUGCUCCUCUGCCCUCCAUGUCACCCUGCUCAUCCAACAAGGAUGUGUCGUGUCCCCCUCACAGCUCCUCCUCCUCCUCCUCAUCCUCCUCCUCCUCGCCGCCCACACGCCACCGCGACCAGCAGAGCUCGUCUCGGAGCUCCGCGGACUCGUCGUCGGAGGAGGAGGGGGAGGAUGAGCGGCGGUGGACGCACACCGUGUUGGAGCGCUGGCGGCGCAACGAGCAGAGGAGCAGCUUCGACAGACUGCGCGAGAAGGUGUGGGGGCCGUCCUCCAACGACAGGACGCCCAAGGUCGUGAUCCUGCAGAAGGCCACGAGCUGCAUCCACUGCCUGCAGAGGGACCACGCCAGGCUGCACGCCCGGAGGGGGAAACUUCAAGCCAGACACAAAGCGCUCAAAGACAGACUGCAGAAGCUCACAGGUGACGGCGCGCAGUGGGCGGGGCUUGUGAAACAGGAAACGGCCGAAGAAGGAGCACAGGAAACGGCCGAGGAAGGAGCACAGUGGGCGGGGCUUGUGAAACAGGAACUGGACAAUGACUGAGUGUAGACUGGACAUAGACGUCACACUGCAACAUCCACGCGUUUGAAUAGAUUGAAGUUGUCGCCAUAGCAACCAGUGAUCCUGCCAUCAGCUUCUUUGCUCCAGUAGAACCUCAAGAUGUUGAGUUCUUCUUGCUGCUCUAAGCUUUGAGGCGGAUGGUUGCCUCCCCGGUGACACCUUCAGGUUCUGCAGGGAGGAGCGCGUCACGUUGCUUCAUCAACUUGGCAAACGUGAGCCCAGGUGAGAAAUGUCACUUCCUGUUUGAGCGUCAACAGGAAGUGAAACUCGACACUUGUUUGUUUUGUUUUUUAUUCAUGAGUUGCAAACACCUUAUUUGCAUUGCGACAACAGCAGCAAGUUGUAGCAUUAAAGGGUGUGGCACGUAUUUGUUAAUGGUCGGGUUUAGCAGAGUGCAGGAGUUAGAUGUUCUCCAACUCUCCUCACCUAACCUUUCUAGCAAGGAGAUUGUAAGGGAUGAAGCAAAUUAAUGGUAUUUCCAGUAUGAAAGUUUCCUCAUAGGAGCCCAGCAGGCACGAGACAUAAUGAUACCACGUCGAUUAAACGUGCGUGUCCUUUAAAAUGACUUUGAAACAACGUUGCAAUAUAGUUGUGUUGGUAAAUUGACGUUGGAUCCACGUUGUUGGUUGGGAAAUGACCAAAAUUCAACGGUCAAUUUAACGUCAGAACUAGGGCUGCAACAACUAAACGAUUACAUCGAUUAAAAUCAAUUAUAAAAAUAGUUGGCGAUUAAUUUAGUCAUCGAUUUGUUGGAUCUAUGCUAUGCGCAGAAGCAAAUUUUUUUAUUUUUUUUAUUUUAAAUUUAUUUUUACAUUUUUUUUAAACCUUUAUUUAUAAACUGCAACAUGUACAAACAGCUGAGAAACAAUAAUCUAAAUAAGUAUGGUGCCAGUAUGCUGGUUUUUCCCCCCAAUAAAAUACUGGAAAGGAUAGAAAUGUAAUUUGUGUCUUUUAUCCGAUUAUAAAUCGAUUAAUCGAAGUAAUAAUCAACAGAUUAAUCGAUUAUCAAAUUAAUCGUUAGUUGCAGCCCUAGUCAGAACCCAACAUUGAUUAAUCGUCAUCAAUAGGCAUGUUUCAACGUUGUAUUUGUGUUGAAUAUUGGUUGGAAAAUGACCACAAUUCAAUGGUCAAAUCAACGUCAAAACCUAACAUUGAUUAAACGUUAAAAAGCAUGUUGUUUCAAUGUUGUAUUUGUGUUGAAUAUUGGUUGAGAAAUUACCACAAUUCAAUGGUCAAAUCAACGUCAGAACCCAACAUUGAUUAAACGUCGUCAAAAGGCAUGUUUCAACGUUGUAUUUGUGUUGUAGAAUAUUGGUUGGGAAAAUGACACAAAUUCAAUGUCAAAUCAACAUCAGAACCCAACAUUGAUUAAACGUCAAAAAGCAUGUUGUUUCAACGUUGUAUUUGUGUUGAAUAUUGGUUGGGAAAUGACCAAAAUUCAAUGGUCAAAUCAACGUCAGAACCCAACAUUGAUUAAUCGU
Messenger RNA from Entelurus aequoreus (snake pipefish), 3064 nucleotides. Its product is annotated as trichohyalin-like. Gene Ontology annotation, biological process: regulation of transcription by RNA polymerase II. The transcript is spliced from 3 exons. Gene Ontology annotation, molecular function: protein dimerization activity; DNA-binding transcription factor activity, RNA polymerase II-specific; RNA polymerase II cis-regulatory region sequence-specific DNA binding. The coding region runs from base 192 to 1565 and encodes 457 amino acids. NCBI's taxonomy places the organism in Eukaryota, Metazoa, Chordata, Actinopteri, Syngnathiformes, Syngnathidae. The record is from RefSeq and is a predicted model, not a curated record.